AUCACUGAAAUCUCUUCUAUAGAGAGGACACUGAGCCUAGGAACUGCUCUACACUCACUGACCAGACAUCAUGUCUCCUUCCAGCAGCCCUCUACUGCACGGUGCUGACCGCCAACUGACCCACCAACCCAGAAAAUUGAGAAAGCCCGCCAUUGAGAAGAUGCGGAGAGAUCGCAUUAACAGCAGCAUCGACCAGCUGCGUCUCCUACUGGAGAAAGAGUUCCAGAAACAUCAAUUGCCCUCCAAACCGGAGAAGGCCGACAUACUGGAGAUGACGGUCAACUUCCUGCAGCAGCAAAUGGCUAAGAAAAAUGUGACAGCCACCUCCAUCCAAGCCCAUAGAGAUGGCUACACCACCUGCUUCCAGAACUCGGUGAACUUCCUAUCCCUGCACACACAGACAGACCCUCAACAGCAGCUGCUUCAGAACCUCCAUGGGGCUCAGAUGGUGACCUGCCCUCCAUGUCCUUCUGUAUUCCCCAUCUCACAGACCCCCAGCAAGAACAGCCCUCCAGACAGCAGCAAAACCCUAUGGAGACCCUGGUAGAGACUUGUCUCCACUUCUCAGGACUGUGAGCUGAGUACAUAGAGUUGGGUGUACAAGAAGCAUACCUGACCUGACAGCUGUACAUGGGGAUCUGAUCCCUAUCAUUAAUAUCCUAUUAUAAGGAUAGAGUGUACGCUUAUUAUGAAGUGGCUGUAAUCACAAUGUGACUUGAUCAUAGGUAUGCACAGCCUAUAGCAUUAGGGUGUACUGUACACAUAUUGUAUGUGUAUGUGUGUUAAUAUACUGACUGUGUCAGUAGAGCAACGAACAGUGCCAGUAGGGCAUUGGAUGUUGUCAGUGGGUUUUAUUUCUGUUGUUUUACAUUUUUACAAAUUUAUUUUAAAUGAUUUCUAAAAAAAUCUUUUAGUAGUCCCAUAAGGGUGCUUUGGUGAAAUAUCUGGGGUUUAUACAGGGCGAAUCUGCGCCACACAGGGUGAUUAGGGUGUGCCUAGGCACACCUGGCACACCCUGUGCGCACGCCUAUGCACCUGAUAUUACUGCUUGUUAUAUAUUGGGAGCAGAUCACAGCUCUGCUGCGUUCCUAUAUGGAAUUUUUGUAUAUCUGUCCAUAUA
Rana temporaria (common frog) is the source of this 1120-nucleotide messenger RNA. Its product is annotated as transcription factor HES-5-like. The transcript has 3 exons. Gene Ontology annotation, molecular function: DNA-binding transcription factor activity, RNA polymerase II-specific; RNA polymerase II cis-regulatory region sequence-specific DNA binding; protein dimerization activity. Lineage: Eukaryota; Metazoa; Chordata; Amphibia; Anura; Ranidae. Gene Ontology annotation, cellular component: nucleus. Gene Ontology annotation, biological process: regulation of transcription by RNA polymerase II; anterior/posterior pattern specification; regulation of neurogenesis. The coding region runs from base 71 to 547 and encodes 158 amino acids. The record is from RefSeq and is a predicted model, not a curated record.